Messenger RNA from Perkinsus marinus ATCC 50983, 435 nucleotides. RefSeq lists its product as hypothetical. The transcript has 4 exons. Lineage: Eukaryota; Perkinsozoa; Perkinsida; Perkinsidae. The record is from RefSeq and is a predicted model, not a curated record. Bases 1 to 435 code for a protein of 144 amino acids.
AUGUCCUUAUCGAGGAAGGCCUUGCUGCGAGUAACACCACCAUUAUCAUCACGAUAUCUUUCUGUAUUAUCAUCCCAAGUAUUACUAAGUAGCCACCUACCUAAAGGGUUUGAGAAGUUUACCAAUCCUCGCCCAACACCCCGACAAAAAGAGGAGGAGAAGGAGGAAGAUGAUAAGCCUACUACUACUCAGGGUAGUAGUAGUAAGAAGGAUGAUGAUGGAGGUGAUGGUGGUGGUAGUAGUAGCGGUAAAAAGCCUCAGCCUCCAUCACAAGGCAUCAAUAGUAUACAGACAGGCUUGGCUGUUGGCUUCCUACUCUAUCUAAUGUAUUCUGCUGCUACUACCGAAGUCAGUACUGGAGAUCUGUCCUUCCAAGACUUCCUCAAUGAGUUUUUCUUGAAGGGUAAUUAUAUUAAUUACAAGUAUAUUGCAUGA